Helianthus annuus (common sunflower) is the source of this 1276-nucleotide messenger RNA. RefSeq lists its product as uncharacterized. The coding region runs from base 163 to 1008 and encodes 281 amino acids. The record is from RefSeq and is a predicted model, not a curated record. NCBI's taxonomy places the organism in Eukaryota, Viridiplantae, Streptophyta, Magnoliopsida, Asterales, Asteraceae. The transcript is spliced from 10 exons.
CCAAGUUACUUUUCUUUCUCUUGAGUAAAUGCGAGUGGUGCAUCAGAGUUUCGAGAAUUUGUCAAAUCUACAAAGAUCGAUCCUUGAGUCCACAAUCUGAGAUCGAUCUAUUCCUUUAGGGUUUUAAUUUCACUAAUAUUUGUUGUGUUUGAUUCUUCGAUCAUGGCAGCUCCGUUCUUUUCAACGCCGUUUCAGCCCUUUGUUUAUCAGAGUCAGCAAGACGAUGUGACGCCUUUCCAGAUUUUAGGUGGUGAGGCUCAGAUAGUUCAGAUAAUGUUGAAGCCAGACGAGAAGGUCAGUGCAAGGCCAGGUUGCAUGUGCUACAUGUCGGGGUCCACCCAAAUGGAAAACGUUUAUGCCCCAGAAAACGAGGCAGGAAUGUGGCAGUGGCUUUUCGGCAAGCAUGUAACUAGCACGCUUUUUCUAAAUACCGGUUCAAGUGACGGAUUCGUUGGCAUAGCUGCACCUUCUCUAGCAAGGAUUCUCCCGAUUGACUUAGCUAAGUUUGGUGGUGAAAUUUUGUGUCAGCCAGAUGCGUUCCUUUGCUCCUUGGGCGACGUGAAGGUUAGCAAUACUUUUGAUCAGCGAGCACGUAAUGUUAUACCUGGGGUAGAGGGUUUCUUGAGACAAAAGCUAUCUGGCCAAGGCUUAGCAUUCAUAAUCGGGGGUGGAUCUGUGGUGCAGAAAAAUCUCGAGGUGGGUGAGACCCUUUCAGUUGACAUGUCUAGCGUUAUUGCCCUUCCGUCAACAGUUAAUGCGCAAAUAAAAUAUAAUGGUCCAAUGAGAAGAGUGGUCUUCGGGGGCGAGAAUCUAGUAACAGCAAUGUUGACGGGACCUGGCAUCGUCUUUAUUCAGAGCAUGCCCUUCCCUCGGUUUUCUCAGCGCAUUGCUAGGGCGGUGACAUCACCAAACAUGAGAGAUAAUCCAAAGUUGUUCAUGCAGAUAGCCAUAUUCUUCUUUCUCGCUUACGUUGUGGUUGUUUCGUCUUUAAUCUUGACAGACAUAUGAUUUCUUUUACUUUUCUUGUUAAGUUCAAGUCCGAAACCUGACCCGGGUCUAGUCAACCGAGCUAGUGAAACCUCAUUGUAGCAAAAAAGCCGGGUUGAGUAAAGUAAAAAACCUAGUUUCAAAACAUGUCCGGUUCUUUGCUUCUCGAACCGGUGAACAAAGACUAGUUUAACAAAGGUGACCCAAGACAUUGUACAAUUUAUCAUUUUUCCAUUUAUUUGUUUGGUUUAAUAUUAAACUUAUGUGAAUGCGAUGUUUGAUUAUUUUU